Seminavis robusta is the source of this 1200-nucleotide messenger RNA. The record is from the annotation of a GenBank genome assembly. NCBI's taxonomy places the organism in Eukaryota, Bacillariophyta, Bacillariophyceae, Naviculales, Naviculaceae.
AUGGCGACCAGUAAUGGAACGAGCAAUACUAUCGGGAGCAGCCAAAGAGUCCCUGAUGAUCCACUCCAUCAAUGGGAGAUUGAUGAGAGUCAUGAUCGAUUCCAGUGGAAGCUCGCUUGGCCCGGUGACCGCAACCUGUACCUACAGUUUGCUCUCCUAGCCACCAUUAAUGCUGUUGUGGCCGUGGCGUGUCUGAUUUUGAUACUCUCGCUUCUGCGAUAUCGCAAAGUCCGAAGGAAUCCCUUUAAUCUGUACAUUCUCUUUACUGCCAUUCCAGACUUUAUGACUUCAUUUCUCUGUUUCUUCACCUGUUCUUUAUCGGCCGCCAAGGGACGCUACUACUCCGAAUGGAUGUGCAGUUUUCAAGCCUUUUAUUUGACCUUUGGGUUUACGGCCAAUUGCUGGAUGAAUGCUGUCAUUGCCUAUGAAGUUUACAGAUUACUUCGAUUAUCCUCUAGACGAGAGCGCUACCUUCCUCCUACACGCACCCAAGUUUACCGACAAGUUGCAGUGGUCUACAUCUACGCCACAUUUUGGUCACUGCUGGGAGUCUGGAAGAUUCCAUUUUUACCCCAUGAUACGCUGCUAUUGUACGGCAUUGCUUGCUUUCCACACGAAUAUGAUCAAGCAAGUACCAUCUUUUAUUGGGUUCUCUUUAUUCCCGCAUUCAUGGGACGACGCCGAGAAUUGGCCCUUUUCUUUGGCCGUGUCAUUGUCAUCUACUUUGGCAUGUGGUUACCCUUCUUGUUCAUCUGUACACUGGGAAACUUUGUCAAUCUCUCGGAAUGGUGGUUUUGGGCCGGGGCAGCCUGGAGUCACAUUCAGGGAUUAGUGUCUGCAAUCGUGGCGGCGACGAGACCGCAAAUUUGGGGGGCGAUUGUGGAUUGCUUUCGUUGUGUGCCUGAAGAAAACAGAGUGGAGUCGUGGUUUGCCAGUAUGUUGGCGCAAUCCUUUCGAGGAGGACGUUUCAUCCAAGGGUCAACACCAGUGGUGAGUUUGGGUGGAAUCGACAACGUUUCCUUGCCCCUUGGGUCAACGUCUCUACAGGAUGUGGUUCAGGGUAAUGGGGAUGGUGGGGAUGAACCGGACGAUGAAGUUCUAUCCUUGAUGCGAGAGCAGGAGGAAGAACUCGCUGACGGGGGUGGGGAUGGGGAUACGAAACCACGAGAACUUUCGAGUACACAAACUGAGGGGGAUUGA